Molecule: messenger RNA, 6256 nt
Organism: Ochlerotatus camptorhynchus
Lineage: Eukaryota; Metazoa; Arthropoda; Insecta; Diptera; Culicidae
Gene: Pde11
Product: Phosphodiesterase 11
Exons: 18
Coding region: 2040-5324 (1094 amino acids)
Biological process (GO): signal transduction
Molecular function (GO): protein binding; 3',5'-cyclic-AMP phosphodiesterase activity; 3',5'-cyclic-GMP phosphodiesterase activity
Source: RefSeq, a predicted model, not a curated record
GUGUGCUCUUGCGUGUUCGCAGUGGAAUUGUGGAAUUCGCAUUGCAAAUUAACGCCCUCGCGAUCGUCGGGCUUAGUUCGUACAGGAAAAGCUGGUCGGGCCGAAGUCGUCAAUCAAAGUGAAGUGAUCGAUACAUUGUAUACGGAGAGUGAUAGCCUCUACUACGCUCAAUGCAGAGCGAUGUCAGAGUUCGAUCUAUUCUCAGCAAUAUGGUGAGAGAGUGAUCAAGCGGAACAGUUUUCGAUCCAGUAGUGAAUGACGAUCGAUCGAGUGCGCCUAUCAUCUACCUACUACGACUCGAACAGUGACUCAGCUGGCGGCGCUUGUUUCGAGUUUUUGAUGCAUUCUCCUUUGGGAGAUCUCGGGAAUCUCGCUGUUGGGUUUCUCUGUGUGCAGUGCUCAAAUGUGUGCGCUGCAUUCACUACUAAAGUGACCAUCGAAAGGUGCACAUUGCACACAGCUCGUCGAGCUUUGAAGUGCUUUGAGUUUCGGACUUAAGCUGGCUGUAGCUGCGUGGAAUUUUGCUAGGAGUAACCCAAUGAAAAUACGGGAAAAACAGUGACAAAGAACGUUUUGAUUGAGCGAACCAUACUAGAGAAGAGAACAUUGACCGAAAGCUUGUGUGCGUUUAAGUAGAUCACAUUUUUUUUCGCAUUGGAAAAGUACCGUGAAACAAAAGAACUGUGAGUGAGUGAUUGAAUCAUUUUGGAAUCAAAGUGAAGAAAAAGUGACAACCUUUGGUCGGAGAAAUUUACGCUUCCGAGUGCGCGGUUUUCGAUGGGUGUUCGUUGGCAUUCGUGGAGCUGAUUUUUUUCCUGGUCGGCAUUGUGGAAUAAUUGUUCAUUUUUUGUGCUCCAUACGGAACUUGUGAAUCUGUCAUCGCGCUGUGCAACGCUUUAGGGCAAACCCGGCGGGCGGAUGGAUCACGGUGGAGCGACGGUGGGCGCUCGCUCGAGACGGUCACCGCGACGCUGUAGUGGUGAUAUUUAAGUACGCGAGCGACAUCGCGACGCACAUGUGCAGUGGUGACACAGUCAGUUUCAGUGUGUAGCGUGUGUCCUCACGCGCUCAAGCUUGGUGUUGCAAGUGUCGAUCUCAAUCAACAACAACAACAACAACAACAUCACCAUCACCAGGCAGAAUACCUAAUGUGAUCGUCAUCUUGCUAAUGUGUGGAAAUGAAAGAUAAAAUGAUGACGGUGCUUCUGUGCUGCCGCCGAAGAAGAUGAUGAUGAUGAUGGUGAUGUUAAUGAUGAUAAGCAGAUAUUUUUAGCGUAAAGAAAACGAAAUGAAAAACACGCGACGGAUGUGAAGCAGAACGUGUGGAAUCGGAAGAAAUCUCGAAAGUGUUGUGUGUUAUGGAGCUAUAGUAGAGGAAGAAAUUUAUUGCGAGGGUGGAUGCUGCUGUAAAAUUACUGCUUCGCCGAAAGCGAGUGUUGGUGUCAUCAUAAAUAGUGGAAUCAAAUUCGAGGAAAAAUGUGUCAAAUGAAGAAUAAAGAGUAACAGUUUUUUGUUUUGAGUGCGAAGAAAAUGCUGCCUGCAAUCUUAAUAGCCGCUAAGUGCCUUUGUGAAUCGAUAUUGAAAUCUCUAAGGUAGAAAAGGAGCCAAGGUUGUGUGGAAACAUCUAUUUUGGUGUGUCGGCUAAGUCAAACUUGAAGGUUCCUCGUCGUCUGACUACAUCGUUGUCCCCGGAGUAAACACGACCUUCUCGAAUAUGACCACCACAGGCUAUCACGCUGGCAUCCCCGGGUAAUACCGUUCCGCCCGUUUUGUGGCGUGCACGACGAAAAGCCGAUUCACAACGCCAGCAGCCGGGCGGCAGAGGCCACCCGCGCCCGCUCGACCAGGACCGCCCUCCUGGUGCUGACCAGGGUCUUUACCAGUCGGCGGCGUACCGACAGCAUCACUUUUACUAUCACAGUCUCCAGCAGCACCGGCUCUGGAGGACGAAUGACGCGGUCUCACAGCUCAGGACCAAUUGGAAGGUUGCUCAAAAACUAGGCCUGCACUUGCGCAGUAUAGAGGAGCCUCAGAGCAGAAUGCCCGCCGAGCAGGGGGGCACAGUGGGGCUCGAUACUUCGUUGGGCUCUCGUUCUGGUGUCCCCCUGCCGCUUCAGCUACAGCCAGCUUCGCAAUCCGCUCCGAACAGUACCUCGGGUCAGAAUCAUCACCAGCUGGCCCUGAACAAUCACCAUCACCCGCAUCAUCAUCACCAUCACCAUCCGCUGCACCAGCAUCAUGUGGGCAGCGGAAGCAGCAGUGUCACCACCGGUGGAGCGGGUAGCUCUGGAUCUACCGCCAGCUAUGAUGCCGAAUUCGCACGGAUGGAGUCCUGGCUUGAUGAGAAUCCGGAGUUCAUGCAGGACUACUUCAUCCGGAAGGCCACCAGAAACAUGGUCGACGGGUGGAUGGUUUCGCAUGCCACACCGGUGACGACGGGCAGCGGGAGUAACAUGGACUCACCGACUCAUGGCGUAGGAGCUCAGGCUAGUUCCUCGCGGGCAGGCUCCGGAGCGACCACACCAGUGAGGAAAAUUUCCGCCCACGAGUUCGAGCGCGGCGGUCUGCUGAAGCCUAUCGUGAAUACCAUCGACGGGACACCCACCUUUCUCAGUAUUGGGCUGCAGAACGAGUGUUUGCUGUCCGGCGGAGGCCAUCAAAGCCAUCAGAACGGAGGAGCGUGGGGUGGACCAAGCGGAAGCCAACGUCCUCAGCGGUUAUCUCGGAAUGAACUUCGACAGCUGGACGAGCGGGAGCUGAUAUUUGAACUGGUGAAGGACAUCUGCAACGAUCUGGACGUGCGGUCGUUGUGCCACAAAAUUCUGCAAAACGUGUCAAUUCUACUGAAUGCCGACCGGGGAUCACUAUUUCUGGUGCAAGGCAAAAGUACCUGUGGCAGUGAUAAUACCAAAAAAUGUUUAGUAUCUAAAUUAUUCGACGUCUGCUCGAGCAGCACGCUGGAGGAGAUGGAACAGCAGGACGAGGUGAAGGUGGCGUGGGGAAUGGGAAUCGCGGGCCACGUGGCCGAAAGCGGAGAACCCGUCAACAUACCGGAUGCUUACCAGGAUGGACGGUUCAACCGGGAAAUCGACGUUCAAACUGGUUACCGUACAAAGGCACUGCUCUGCAUGCCCAUCAAGGACGCGUCCGGCGAUGUGGUCGGGGUUGCCCAGGUUAUCAACAAGCACGGAGACCAGCGCUUUUCCGUGGCCGAUGAGAAGGUAUUUGCGUCCUAUCUGCAGUUCUGUGGCAUCGGGCUGCGAAACGCUCAACUGUACGAAAAGUCCCAGCUGGAAGUAAAACGGAACCAGGUUCUGCUGGAUUUGGCGCGAAUGAUUUUCGAGGAGCAGAGCACAAUCGAGCAUAUGGUGUUCCGAAUAUUGACCCACAUGCAGAGCUUAAUUCAAUGCCAAAGAGUUCAAAUCCUACUAGUGCACGAGGCAUCCAAGGGAAGCUUCUCGCGUGUGUUCGAUUUUGAAGCAAAUGAUCUCAGCGAGGACGAGGGUGAUGCGCGGACCAGUCCGUUCGAGUCCCGUUUUCCCAUCAACAUAGGCAUCACCGGCUAUGUGGCCACAACCGGAGAGACGGUGAAUAUCGGCAACGCCUACGAGGACGAUCGAUUUGAUCCCAGCGUAGACGAGGGGCAGAGCUUCCAGCACAAAACCAUCCUCUGUAUGGCGAUCAAGAAUUCUCUAGGUCAAAUUAUAGGAGUAAUACAGUUGAUCAACAAGUUUGACGAACUUACCUUUACCAAAAACGACGAAAACUUCGUGGAAGCAUUCGCCAUCUUCUGCGGCAUGGGCAUCCACAAUACCCAUAUGUACGAAAAAGCAAUCGUGGCAAUGGCCAAGCAGAGCGUCACACUGGAGGUGCUCAGCUAUCAUGCCUCGGCCACCAUCGAUGACGCGUGCCGGUUACGGCAACUCAAAGUUCCAUCCGCAGCGUUCUACCAGCUGCAUGAUUUCAAAUUCGACGACCUUUUCAUGGAGGACGACGAUACGUUGAAGGCUUGCCUGCGGAUGUUCCUGGAUCUGGAUCUGGUCGAGAGGUUUCACAUCGACUACGAAGUUCUCUGCCGGUGGUUGUGUUCGGUGAAGAAGAACUAUCGCAACGUCACCUAUCACAACUGGCGGCACGCGUUCAACGUUACGCAGAUGAUGUUUGCCAUCCUGACGUCCACGCAGUGGUGGAAGAUCUUCGGCGAGAUUGAGUGCCUUGCGUUGAUCAUCGCUUGUCUGUGCCAUGAUCUGGACCACCGUGGGACCAACAAUUCCUUCCAGAUCAAAGCCUCAGCACCCCUAGCUCAACUGUACUCCACAUCGACGAUGGAGCAUCACCACUUCGAUCAGUGCUUGAUGAUCAUCAACAGCCCCGGAAACCAGAUCCUAUCGAACAUGUCCUCCGAGGACUACAGCCGGGUGAUAAAAGUAUUAGAGGAUGCGAUCCUAUCCACCGACCUGGCGGUGUACUUUAGGAAACGUGGCCCAUUUUUGAGUCUAGUGAAACCAAAUACGCAGAUUGAAGUGUGGCAAGCGGAGGUACCUCGCUCGCUGCUGCGAGCGAUGAGUAUGACCGUUUGUGACCUGGCGGCCAUCACCAAGCCAUGGGAAAUCGAGAAACGGGUCGCCGAACUGGUGAGUUCGGAGUUUUUCGAACAGGGCGACAUGGAACGACAGGAGCUGAACAUCACUCCAAUCGACAUUAUGAACCGCGAGAAAGAGGACCAAUUACCAAUUAUGCAAGUGGGAUUUAUCGAUUCAAUUUGCCUACCAAUCUAUGAGGCAUUCGCCUCUCUUUCCGACACGUUGGUUCCUCUGGUUGACGGUGUCAAGGAUAACAAGAACCAUUGGCUUGAUGUGGCGCAGAGUUCCAAAGAGAAAUUUGCCAACAAUAACAAUAACAUGUGCAGUCAAAACAAGAACAGCAGCACCAACACGAUUACCGAGGAUGGCGAGGAGGAAGAGGAUGUGCAGGAGGAGGCGGAGGAGGAGGAGAAGGAAGAAGAGUCCAGUGACAACAACCUACGACCUACAUUAGGAUCACCCACAAGUAAUGUCCAAUGUAGUAAUGCAAACAGUACGGUUGACACUGAUAAUGAUAACCAUAGUAUAGGUACUAACGAAACCAGCAAUACCAGCACUAACAUUGCGGAAAAGAUCGUUGGCCGGCUCGGGGUGGAUUUGACGUCAACGACGACUGCCUUCUCGGAGGUUCCAUCCUACCUGAUAGGCAAGAAGGAAAACGGCUGGGUCAGUCCCGGGAGCGAAAAACUACGACUUCUCCGGUUAUCAUCCGUGGAAGGUAAAACCACUGACAGUGAGUAACUUCUACUGGACCAAUAAACCAAAAACAAAACAAAGGGCUACAAAUAUACCCCCUUAUACUGAUCGUGCAACAAGUAUUCAGCCACAUACAUACGAAUUUAUCCUUUGGACGAUUUACUAGUACUACCAACUUCCUAUGUGGUGUGACUCGUAAGGAUAGUUUUCAGUUUUACUUAUGUAGUGAUUCGACUUUUUUUAAAUUAAAAUACAGUAGUUUUAUUCUAAUGCCAUAAUGCUCUCUUUUUCCUGUGUACUGUUAUUACACUAAUGGAAGCUGGUUUCCAUUUACGUGCGGAUGAUUUCUUUUACUGCAUGCGCAUCAAGAAAUACUAUCGGUUUCAAAAUUGUCACUCUGUUUUGAGCAGAAUUAAUCGUCCAUCCCAUCCUGAAACGCUACGGCUCUAUAGGCGAAUGCCACCGGCAUCCUACAACUAACUUACGUACAUAAAUUAGCUGUAGCUUAUUUGGGAACAAACAUCUUGGAAUUUGAUCAAUUUUCAACUCGAAGAUGGACAUCAGUCGGUGUAAGUUUGCACCGAUGCUUAUUGUGAAGAAUAUAAAAUAUCAAAAGAAGCAGCACUAGUCAGCAGAUUAAUAAUCUUAAUUUAUAAGUCCUUUCGUAGUUUCAUAGAGUAAAAACUAGGUUAAUUAUUGAAAGUGUAGGAACGAGUCCCGGCUGCGUGUGUGCUUGAGUGACCGAAAGUGUAGACGUCGAGUGGCUUGAAUGGCUAAAGCGAAACGAAAACAAUAAAAAGCAAGAACCAGAAUCAUGAAUCAACUUAUAUUAUUACGUUAAUAUAUUAUAUGGAGAUGUUGAUCAACGUUACUUGAGGUAGUUUAACUUCUGAUUCCUUUCUUGUAGAGUGAUAAGAUUUGUGUAGCAUGAACGCAAGAGAUGAUCAGUCCUAAAUUAAAUAUUUCCUAUAUUUGAA